This is a messenger RNA of Ceratina calcarata, 1058 nucleotides long. RefSeq names its product RNA-binding protein pno1. Gene Ontology annotation, cellular component: nucleus. Lineage: Eukaryota; Metazoa; Arthropoda; Insecta; Hymenoptera; Apidae. The transcript has 3 exons. The record is from RefSeq and is a predicted model, not a curated record. The coding region runs from base 295 to 1014 and encodes 239 amino acids. Gene Ontology annotation, molecular function: RNA binding.
AAAAUUAUUAAGCUAAAGUCUUUAGUUUGUGAUUUACAGUUUCUUUUAAUUUAUGAAUGUUCGCAUUUCAUGUCCUCAUUAGAUUCGAAAAAAAAGAAAUUGCAGCAGAGAGGAAUUUCCUCUGACCGUGAGUCUGACCUCUCUGUGCAUACUUACGUUUGCUUCAGUGUACAGUAUGUAUAUGUAUGUAUAUAGCGCAGUUGGCUGUGUACGAUAUAGAUAGAACACGUGUUCGUCUGUUCGUACGAAAUAAUAGUAACGUUUGUACUUUAAUAAUUAAGAAAAUCAUACGAGAUGGGUGUAGAUAAAGAAGAUACGAAAAGUAAAUCAGCAACGACCGAGUUUGUUGAACCCAAAGGAAAGAAGAAACGAAGUGCAGAUGACAAUCGUAUGGAAGUGGAAGUGAUCAAUGGUGUGGAAGGUAAAAUAAAGUCACACGGAACUUCGAAAAGGGCUAGGACUGUCGAAGGUUGUGAACAGAGAAAGGUGUCUGUGCCCGCGCAUCGAUAUACGCCGUUAAAGGAGAACUGGAUGAAGAUAUUCAGUCCCAUCGUCGAGCAUUUACAACUGCAAAUACGAUUCAAUUUGAAAACGCGAAACGUAGAAUUGCGAACGUCGCCCGAAACCCCCGACAUAGCUAAUCUGCAAAAAGGAGCAGACUUCGUUAAAGCGUUUAUCUACGGUUUCGAAGUGGAGGACGCUUUGGCUCUGUUACGGUUAGACAAUUUAUUCGUGGAAACGUUCGAGAUCCAAGACGUCAAGCGUUUGAAAGGUGAUCACCUUUCGAGAGCGAUCGGCAGAUUAGCUGGAAAAGGUGGAAGGACGAAGUUUACUAUAGAAAACGUAACUAAAACGAGGGUCGUGUUGGCGGAUAGCAAAGUCCAUAUACUCGGUUCGUUCGAAAAUAUACAGCUGGCGAGAAGGGCUAUAUGUAAUCUAAUUUUGGGUAGCCCCCCGUCGAAAGUAUACGGACAAUUAAGAAACGUAGCGAGUAGAGUCUCCGAACGAUUUUAAAAUAAAAAUUACUUUAUUUUUUUUAUACAGUUUCACUUAGAGUA